UAAAAUUAAAGAAACGAGUGUAUAGAUAGCACCUACCCUAUUCGUUGAGCCUUCUUCCUUCGGAGUGUGCCGCCGCAGAGUAAUCAUCUCUUUCGAAUCCAAACUCCAUUUGUGGCGUUGACUAGCAGAGAUGGAACAACCACCCUCUGAAGCCCUGGAAUCUUUGUCUGUCUCAGAUUCUCAGAUCCCUCAGUCCUCCAGUUCCACACCUCAAUUGAGUCCCGAAGAGAAGUUUAAGAUUGUGAGGAGCGUCGGAGAAGAAUGCAUUCAGGAAGACGAACUCCUUAACCUCCUCACCAAAAAGCCCGAACCCGUUUGCUACGAUGGUUUUGAACCCUCCGGACGCAUGCACAUUGCUCAGGGUGUCAUGAAAGCAAUCAGUGUGAACAAGCUCACAUCUGCUGGUUGCCGUGUCAAAAUAUGGAUUGCUGAUUGGUUUGCCAAGCUGAACAAUAAAAUGGGAGGGGAUUUGAAGAAAAUUGAGACGGUUGGUCGUUACUUGAUUGAGAUUUGGAAAGCUGUUGGGAUGGAUGUCGAGGGAGGGAAAGUUGAGUUUCUGUGGUCUUCGAAGGAGAUUAACGCCAGAGCUGAUGAGUACUGGCCUCUUGUGUUGGAUAUAGCUCAGAAGAACAAUCUAAAAAGGAUUAUCAGGUGUAGCCAAAUAAUGGGACGAAGUGAACAGGACGAAUUGACUGCUGCUCAGAUAUUCUAUCCAUGCAUGCAGUGUGCGGACAUAUUUUUCCUCAAGGCUGACAUCUGCCAAUUGGGAAUGGAUCAACGGAAAGUGAAUGUUCUUGCUAGAGAGUAUUGCGAUGACAUUAAGAGGAAGAACAAGCCCAUUAUCUUGUCACACCACAUGUUACCUGGUCUGCAGCAAGGGCAAGAAAAGAUGUCAAAAAGUGAUCCAUCAUCUUCUGUUUUCAUGGAAGACGAGGAGGCUGAAGUGAAUGUGAAAAUAAAAAAGGCGUAUUGCCCACCAAAGAUUGUGGAAGGAAACCCAUGCUUGGAGUACAUUAAAUACCUUAUCUUACCCUGGUUUAAUGAGUUCACAGUGGAGCGUAGUGCAGAUAAUGGAGGGAAUAAGACAUUCAAAAGCUACGAAGAGCUUAUUGCAGACUAUGAAAGUGGAGAGCUACAUCCUGCUGAUCUCAAACCAGCAUUGUCAAAGUCAUUGAAUAAAAUUCUGGAGCCUGUAAGGGAACACUUCAGGAAGGACAGCAAUGCCAAAGAGCUACUGAAAAGGGUCAAGGCUUACAGGGUCACCAAGUAAUUUUCUGAUUAAAAAGACUUCAGGCUAAUUCUAUUUUUUUGCCAAGCAGCCAUAUAGUUUUCGUGUUAUGGAGUGAUGCACUUUUGGACGUGUAAAAUGUGGCAGAGUCGUUCUCUUUAGAAUGAGUAACUUUAUUUUUGUUCGUGUAUUUCAUUUACUUGAAAUAUAGAUAUAAUGUGUUAAUUUAA
Molecule: messenger RNA, 1458 nt
Organism: Vigna angularis (adzuki bean)
Lineage: Eukaryota; Viridiplantae; Streptophyta; Magnoliopsida; Fabales; Fabaceae
Product: tyrosine--tRNA ligase 1, cytoplasmic
Exons: 10
Coding region: 131-1270 (379 amino acids)
Biological process (GO): tRNA aminoacylation for protein translation
Molecular function (GO): tyrosine-tRNA ligase activity; ATP binding
Source: RefSeq, a predicted model, not a curated record